Molecule: messenger RNA, 1032 nt
Organism: Macrosiphum euphorbiae (potato aphid)
Lineage: Eukaryota; Metazoa; Arthropoda; Insecta; Hemiptera; Aphididae
Source: the annotation of a GenBank genome assembly
AUGGCUCGUGUGCCAUCACAUCCAUCAGCCGGACACAACAACCCAUUGGUCAACCGUCUGGUCCGUGUUGGAUACUAUGAGCUGGAAAAGACAAUUGGCAAAGGCAACUUUGCUGUUGUCAAGCUGGCCAAACAUGUUGUCACAAACUCCAAGGUUGCCAUUAAAAUAAUUGACAAGACACAAUUAAAUGAGGAUAAUUUGAAAAAAAUAUUUAGGGAAAUUCAAAUCAUGUCAAAACUUAAUCAUCCACAUAUAGUGAGAUUAUUUCAGGUUAUGGAAACUGAAAAGAUGAUUUAUUUGGUAACAGAAUAUGCUGCUGGAGGAGAAAUUUUUGAUUUUCUGGUUAAAAAAGGAAGAAUGGAUGAACCUGCUGCUUGUCAUAUUUUUAAACAAAUAGUUGAAGCUGUUAGCUAUUGCCAUAAUAAAAAUAUAGUUCAUAGAGAUUUAAAAGCAGAAAAUUUGCUUUUAGACGCUGAUAACAACAUCAAACUUGCAGAUUUUGGAUUUAGCAAUCAUUUUUAUGAAGGAAAAUUACUUUCUACUUGGUGUGGUUCUCCUCCUUAUGCAGCACCAGAAUUAUUUCAAGGGCAAGAAUAUGAUGGACCAAAAGCUGAUAUUUGGAGUUUGGGUGUAGUACUGUAUGUAUUGGUUUGUGGUUCUCUUCCGUUUGAUGGAAACACACUAAAAGUACUUCGUGCUAAUGUUCUUUCUGGAAUGUUUCGUGUGCCAUAUUUCAUGUCAGCUGCAUGUGAACAUUUAAUACGACAUAUGUUAGUCAUUGAGCCUGAAAAGAGACUAAGUCUGAAUCAAAUAGAGUCUCAUAAAUGGAUUAAACAGUUGUCUGAACCAAUUACUAAAAGAUUAAUAGUAGAUGUAAACCCAAUGAUGAAUACAGCUGUAAUAGAACUUAUGUUACAAUUACCUGGUCUAGAUAAAGAUAUGAUUGUUAAUAAGUUUAGACAUUUUAUAACAAGACUGGUGCACUUUGGUGUAAGUGAACCUCUUUUAGUCGGGAUGACACCUAGGUGCUAG